Messenger RNA from Pristis pectinata (smalltooth sawfish), 5229 nucleotides. It is a transcript of the gene cd109, whose product is annotated as CD109 molecule. The record is from RefSeq and is a predicted model, not a curated record. Lineage: Eukaryota; Metazoa; Chordata; Chondrichthyes; Rhinopristiformes; Pristidae. Gene Ontology annotation, cellular component: extracellular region. The transcript is spliced from 33 exons. The coding region runs from base 511 to 4869 and encodes 1452 amino acids. Gene Ontology annotation, molecular function: endopeptidase inhibitor activity.
UCAAACUGAGAGAGUGGAACAGAAAGGUAGCGAGAGAGAUAGGGAGAGGUACCACAGAGUCCCAGAGAGAGGGACAGGGGGAGUAAUAUAUAUAGCAAGAAUACCAGAGUGUCACAGACAGAGACAGAAAUUGAUUGUGAGAGAGAGAGAGAGAGAGAGAGAGAAAGAGAGAGAGGUAGAGACAGAGAGGGGGAAGUACUUUCACAAGAAUACCAGUGUCACAGACACAGAGAUGGAUAGAUAGAUAGAGAGGGAGAGAGUACUAUAGCAAGAACACCAUAGUGUCAGAGAUCAAGUGUGCCAGAAAGAGACAAGGUGCGACAGAGAGAGAGAGAGAGAGAGAGAGAGAGAGAGAGAGAGAGGGAGAGGGAGAGAGAGAGAGAGAGAAACCCACAGAGGGAGAGUGGGAGAUUUCCAGAGAGAGAGUGUAGGAGAGGGGUCUGCUCCCUCGCUGUACCACGGACGGGGUCACUGCUGGAUGCUGAGAGGAAGCUGCCUGAACCCAACAACAUGCAGCCGCUCACCUGUUCUCUGUCCGUCUCUGCCCUGCUGCUACUCACUUCCCCCUCCAGCUGCAGCUCCACAAGACCGACCUACAUCAUCACGGCACCGAGGAAGCUGUUGACCAGACUCAAUAUGACCUUCAGCGUCAGCCUGCUGGAGGGAAGCCAGAGCCCCUUGAGAAUAACAGCGCACUUCGGCAAGGACGGGAGGAACCUGAGCAGUGCUGAAGGCACUUUCCACCCAGGUACUAUCGGAAGAUUGAUCCUUCCCACAGAAGGUUUGCCGGAAAGCCGCUAUGAUUUGGUAGUGGAGGGCCAUGGGGACCAGAAGUUACUGUUUUCCAACAGCACCUCCGUGGAGAUUAUUCCGGAGAGAGUCUCCGCAUUGAUUCAGACGGACAAGGCAAUGUACAAACCGGGACAGGCUGUGAAAAUUCGAGCCAUUUGCAUCUACACUGAUCUGAAGCCAUACCUGGGCAAAAUAAAUCUCAUCAUCUGUAGCCCACAAGGAUCAGUGAUCCAGCAGUGGUUGGAUUUAGACACUACGUUAGGUGUCGUCUCCAAGGAAUUUUUAUUGUCUGCCAACUCUCCACAAGGCAACUGGGAGAUACAAGUCACAUUUAACGAGGUAAAGCAGAGGAAGACAUUCACUGUGGCUGAGUAUGUGUUAUCUCGAUUUGAAGUUUUGAUCAACACAUCCUCUGUGUAUUUUCCACUCGAUCGCUCGGAUAUAAAUGGGACUAUUACUGGACGAUACCUCUAUGGGAAGCCUAUAAAAGGAAAUGUGACAGUCACCCUAUCCUUACCGUUCUUCUCUGAGACACUAAGCAAAACGUUUGAGAUAAAUGGAACAGCUGAUUUUGCCUUCCUUUUCUCUGAACUACACCAGUUCAUUCUCGGGAUCUUUAGACCGUUUCUGGACUUUGAUGAUACAUUCUUAACAAAUCAGACGGUGAAUGGAUACGCUUUGGAAAAUUCCCUCUCACUGAUCAAGUAUCAGGUGCACCAGGUGACAAUAAAAGCAGCAGUGACCGAGUCUCACACAGGUGUAGCACAGUAUGCAGCAACAAACAUCACCAUCUCGUUCAGAAAAUACAAGCUGGAGAUCGUUGACUUUCAGAAGAUCUUAAGGCCACCUCAGAACUACACGGCCCACGUCCGGGUGACGCGCUCUGAUCACCAAAAGCUCUCACCACACGACAGGCAGAACCGCUUGAUUGUUGAAAUCAUCCAGAGCUUCCCAGAAAAGAAUGCAGUGUGGGUGAGAUCCUCACAGACACUCAACGUCACUGUUCCAGAGAGUGGGCUGGUUCAGAUUCAGUUUCCAUUGCUACCAAGUACCGUCCAGUUAUGGAUAACGGUGACAUUUGAGGGUGCAUCGAUGGCAUUUGAGGUGGGAGACACACAAAAAUCUUCCAGCACACCCUCCAUCUAUCUCCACGUUCAGAGCCCUGUUGUCAAGGUGGGAUCACCAUUUGAAUUUACCAUUGAGAGUUCUGAGUUAUCGACCGAAUUUACCUACCAGGUGACUUCAAAAGGUCAAGUGGUAACUAUCGGCAAAAGUAACCUGACCACAAUCCAGUUAACUCCGGACAUUUCUUGGGCACCAUUGGCUCGCCUCAUUGUCUAUUACAUCGUAGAUGGUCUGGUGAUCGGUGAUACCUUGGAUCUGAACGUGGAGGGUAUCUUUGCAAAUAAGGUUUCAGUAUCCUGGAAUAAGAAGCAGACCAAGCCAGCUGAAAAUGUCUCUCUCAGUGUGUCCACCACUGAGGUCAGCUCCUUUAUCGGGCUCUUGGUAGUGGACAAGAGUUCCCAGCUUCUCAAAGGAGGGAACGACAUCUCCGAGGAAUUGGUUGUUCAGGCAUUGGAAACUGCUGUUAGAGACUAUUUUGGAGGGAGCCACGAAGACAAUGUAUUUCAGAAAAGCGGUCUAAUGGUGUUAACAGAUGCUUAUUUUCCACCCCCUAUGCCGAUGUAUACAAUUGCAUUUGAUGCCAAUGUUGAGUUUAAGGUCAUGAGCCAAGCUGCUGAACCAGAAGGACCAGAAGAUCAGAGCGUCAGGACAUAUUUUCCAGAGACUUGGAUAUGGUUGGACCUGUUCACUGGUCUGAACUCGGAGAUCGGCAUCCAGAGGACUGUCCCCGAUUCCCUCACCACCUGGACCGCCAAUGCUUUUGCAAUCUCCAAAAGCCAAGGCCUUCAGCUGGCUACUGUACCUGCUCAACUGGAGGUCUUCAAGUCUUUCUUUCUGGAAUUAAACCUCCCAUACUCUGUGACCAGAGGGGAGCAACUAAUCCUCGAAGUGAACAUCUUCAAUUACCUGGAACGGACACUGGAGGUUCAAGUGGCGGUGGAGCUGGGCAACUCCUUUGACUUCACUGCUGUGCCGAGUGAGGACGUGGUACCAAACAGCCAGAGCGGCUCCGUGAAGAGUCAGGAGGCCCGUCUGUUUUACUUCCCUGUCACUCCAAAGGCUCUCGGCAAGGUUCCUGUCACAGUGAAAGCCACAACUGCAGUUGCACUUGAUGCUGUCACCAAGCACAUUCUGGUUAAGGCUGAAGGGAUACAGCAGUCAUUCUCCAAGGCACUCCUCCUGGCCCCUGACGAGCAGCCCUGGACUGAGACGGUGCAAUUCACCUUCCCAGAGAACGUGGUGGAGGGCAGCCAGAGGGCUCACGUCACCGUGAUUGGUGACAUCCUUGGACCUUCCAUUAAUGGCUUGGAAGACCUGCUUCAGAUGCCUUAUGGCUGUGGUGAACAAAACAUGAUCAGAUUUGCUCCAAACAUCUACAUCUUGCAGUACUUGACGGCUGUAAACCAAGUGACAGAGGAGAUGGAGAUGAAAGCCUUGUCCUACAUGAUCCAGGGUUACCAAAGGGAGUUAACAUACCAGCGGACCGACGGCUCUUUCAGCGCAUUUGGAAACUCUGAUUCUUCUGGAAGUACUUGGUUGUCGGCCUUUGUACUGAGGUGCUUCUUACAGGCGCAGGAAUUUAUUUACAUCGAUUCGAUGGUGUUGGACAGGGUCACAUCCUGGAUAAUAAAAUGCCAGAAUAAAAGUGGGGAGUUCUUGGAGCUAGGCCAAGUGAUUCAUACUGAGCUACAGGGUGGACAGAGUGGGCCUGUUACUCUCACCGCCUACGUACUGACCGCCCUCUUGGAGAGUCCGAAAUACAAGGAGAACGUUUUAGAUCAGGUAUCAGGUGCUGUAUCAUAUCUCGAAGGCAAGUUACGCGAUGGGAUCAGUAGUAACUACACCCUGAGCCUCACAGCCUACGCACUGACCUUGGCCGAGAGUGAGUUGGCAACAGAAGCACUCAAUGAGUUAAACCGAAGGGCAGACCAACAGGUUGGUGUGAAGUUCUGGUCGUCUCCCAUGAACAGACCUUCCCUGUGGUGGGGGCAGAAGGCCCUCUCCUCCGACAUUGAAGUGGCUGCCUACGCCCUAUUGUCCCACUUGAGGCAGGGCAGGCUCACGGAGGGUGUCCCCAUCAUGCAGUGGCUCAGUCAAUGCAGGAACCACCUCGGAGGCUUCUCCUCCACCCAGGACACAGUGGUGGCACUCCAGGCACUGUCCCAGUUUGCAGCUCAGAACAUCGCUCCUACGACGGACCUAGAGGUGUCGGUCAGUGGACCCGGGCUCCCUGUCCCGGCAACCUUCACCGUCUCCUCCACGAACAUGUUUGUCCUACAGACAAUGCAGAUUGAGAUUGAUCAACCUCUGCUGGUGACAGUAACAGCAAAGGGUCAAGGCUUGGCCAUUUUCCAGCUUAAUCUUCUUUUCAAUCUGGAAAGUAAAGUUGCCUCAAAGGCAGAGCGAUCCCUUGAGUCAGAGGAGGCAUUUGAUUUGGACGUUGAUGUUUCAGACAACAAGUUUGACCUCAAUCAUGUGACUCUGACCAUCUGUACCAGGUUUCGAGGUGAGGGAAAUAGCUCGAGCACGGGAAUGGUCCUGAUGGAAGUUGGGAUGCUCAGCGGUUUUGUCCCAGAAAUCGAUGGCAUUCAAACCAACGACCUCAUCAAGAAAGUGGAAUUUGAAGAUGGGGCAGUUAGUCUGUAUUUUGAUUCAUUAAAUGAGACAAAAGUCUGUGUGACCAUCCCAGUUAUAAGAGAUUCCAAAGUAGCGAAUGCCCAGGAUGCUGUGGUGAGCAUCUUUGAGUAUUAUGAGCCAGGAAGAAGAGCGGUCAGGACGUACAACUCGAAGGUGAUGUCCAGCACCGAUUUCUGCAACUUUUGCAGCUCUGAUUGUAGCCUGUGUCGCUCCAGCUACCGCCCCCUGACAGUCGGCGUUGCUGCGAUGCCAACUCAAGGAGGCCAAGUUGCACUCUUGCUGUGCCUCAUUAGCAUUUAUCUCAGCUUGACUUAAUUACAUGCUCCACGUCAACUGUAGAGCUUCUUGGUCCUGGGGAAAUAAUUGUUGUUUUGUUUGAAGGGGGUGGGAGAUGUGUUUUUAUGCCAAAACAUAUUUGAAUCAGGCUUAGUAACUAUUGUAUCCUUACUGAUGCUUUUUAAAAAAAACCCUUGCUCAUAUUCUUUUUCAUGUCCACAUGUUGUCUGUUUGUGGAUAUAAAAGGGUAUUUUAUUUUCUGUAAAUGUUUCUGCUCCAACAUCCACACAAUAUUGUAGUCACAACUGGUUUUGUUUAAGCUCUUAAGAAGCUACCUGAGUUCCAGAUUUGAGAGGAAAUGAGAGUGUCCAAUGUCCUGAAUUUACAACCACUGGUUGA